AUGGAAAAUCCAACAGCAGACGGAGAAGAAGCCCAAAGUAGCUGCAACUGGAGCGAGGCAGUGGAAGAUCUGGUCGCAACAGAAGAGACAGAAGCCGCCAUUUCUCUCCUCGAAACUACCGUUUCGAAACUUGAAAACCAAGAAUCAACCAACGAACCAGUCAAUCUUCAGUUAGCUUCUGCUCUCACUAACUUGGCCAAUCUCUACUCCUCCAAAGGUUUCUCUCUUAAAUCCGAUGAGCUACUCGCUCGUGCUUUUCAAAUUCGUGAUGCGAAAGUUGUAAACAAGGAUUUGAAGGACUCUUGGGAGGAUUCUGCUCAUAAUAGGCCUUCAAAUGAUGGGAAUUUUGAGAAAUCAGCAAAAUCAGUUGAUAAAGAUUUGCCUCAAGAUGAGUAUGCAGAAGACGAUUGGGAAGCUAUUGCUGAUCGUGCGCCUGGUGAAUUACUAUCCUCCCAGUGCUUACCUGAAGUAUCAAAUCUUUCAUUGGAAGAUACAAAAGUUCAAGCCCCUAAGCGGCGUGGAAGGGGAACAUUCUCUUAUGAAAAGAAUGAACUGUAUAGUGAUCGGCAAUAUGAUAAAUCUAUUGUUGAAGACACAGGGGAUGAAGGUGUGAGCCUUACUUCUGAAAGGAAUCCAGAUUUAAAACAUAGAUUGACAGGGAUAAUAAAUCCCUUGUACGUUGGACUGUAUGGUGCCAAACAAGAGGCUAAAUAUGGUACGCGCCAUGUUCUUGUUCUGGCUGACUUUUCACCUAGUACUAGGACGACAGAUCUAGAAAAGCUUUUGGAGGAAUUCAGAGAUCGUGGAUUUGUUAUUCGCUGGGUCAAUGAUACAAUUGCGCUUGCAGUAUUUUGUACACCGUCAGUAGCACUUGAGGUGCGGAACCGCAUUAAAUGUCCAUUCACUGUGCGUAUACUUGAUGAGGACGACUUCCUUUUAAGCUCAAUUUCUACAAAAGAUCUGGAACCUCCUCGUCAAAGGCCUCAAACAUCAGCAAGAACCGCCCAGAGGUUAAUUGCUCAGGGAAUGGGAUUGAAGUUGCCUUCCAGUUUUGGGUCUAGAGAACUGAAAAACCAGGAAGAAGCCAGACGUAAUCGCAUACAGUCAAGGCAAAAAUUGAGAGAUGAUGCCUGGGGUCCUGAUGAUGUAAACUAGGUUUUAUAAUUCCAUUGCUUAUAAUAAUUUUAGCUUUGACUAAUUCUUCACUAAUCCACAAG
This is a messenger RNA of Pistacia vera, 1217 nucleotides long. RefSeq lists its product as uncharacterized. The transcript has 8 exons. Bases 1 to 1155 code for a protein of 384 amino acids. The record is from RefSeq and is a predicted model, not a curated record. NCBI's taxonomy places the organism in Eukaryota, Viridiplantae, Streptophyta, Magnoliopsida, Sapindales, Anacardiaceae.